Messenger RNA from Populus trichocarpa (black cottonwood), 1904 nucleotides. RefSeq names its product arginine biosynthesis bifunctional protein ArgJ, chloroplastic-like. Bases 313 to 783 code for a protein of 156 amino acids. Gene Ontology annotation, biological process: L-arginine biosynthetic process; L-ornithine biosynthetic process. Gene Ontology annotation, molecular function: L-glutamate N-acetyltransferase activity, acting on acetyl-L-ornithine as donor; L-glutamate N-acetyltransferase activity, acting on acetyl-CoA as donor. The transcript has 4 exons. The record is from RefSeq and is a predicted model, not a curated record. NCBI's taxonomy places the organism in Eukaryota, Viridiplantae, Streptophyta, Magnoliopsida, Malpighiales, Salicaceae.
CCCCUUCAAAGUUCUCAAAAGGAAAAAAAACACAAAAAAGAAGCCGCCACUCACUAGUCACUCUGCUGCUGCUGCUGCUCCGGUGUAUAACGCCCAGAUUGUUUUUCCGGUUGUAAAACGUUUUAAAAAAAAUUUAAUAUUUUUUUAAAUUUAAUGUAUUGAUUUUAAAAAAUAAAUAAAUAAUUAUUUUAAUAUAUUUUUAAAUAAAAAUUACUUUGACAGUUACCAAACGAUCAAACAGCUAAAAGACCACCAAGAUAAGCGGCGGCACCGGCGGUUUCAGCUUCUACAUUCGGCGCCAAUUCCAAAAAGAUGUAUAUUUGUGCUCCUCCUCCUCAUCGCUUUAUCUCUCUAAAAUUCCCUGAACUUCAUAGCUCCUCAAAGCUUAAUGAUUUGCAGGUUUUGAGGUCGUUUGGUUUGAGUAAGAGAAACUUUAAAUUAUUUUCAGUGACUGUCUCAUCGUUAUCAAGUAUGAGUGAGGCCUCUAAUUAUAUACCUGCUGCUCCUAUUUUUCUACCUGAAGGACCAUGGCAACAAAUUCCUGGGGAAGUUACUGCUGCGAAGGGGUUCAAAGCGGCAGGGAUGUAUGGUGGAUUGCGUGCCAAAGGGGAGAAACCUGAACUUGCACUUGUUAGUUGUGAUGUUGAUGCUACAGUUGCAGGGGCGUUCACUACCGACAUGGUUGCUGCUGCACCAGUAUUAUACUAUAAAAAUGCAUUAGAUAUUUCAAAAACGGUAAUCCAGAGUAUUAUUUUUGCAUUGCUUGUAUUCGGUCACCUGUAAUUCAAAUGAAGGAUGAUCUUGCAGUGACUGAGGUCAUGUAAGUGAAUUAUGUCACAUGAAGCUUUUCUGAAAUGUUGGCAAGUGCUAUUUUUUGCCCUUCAAAAAAAAAAAAAAAAAAAACAUUCAGCCACAAUCAACUGUUGCUUCUUUCCUUUUUUUGAAAUAAUGACCUUCAUGCCCAGUAGACAUGAUUUGAAUAUUAAUUCUUUCUCCACCAUCAGUACCAGAGCUUAUUAGGGUUGAACAUCUCAACUUCACCAAGUUCAUGUUCUAACUGGAUUCUUAUUCACUUCUCAUUUGUGCCUUUUAUCCUCGAUUACUUAAAUUGAAACCAGAAGAAGUAUUGAUUGAAUCCACUGGUGUCAUAGGUCAAAGAAUAAACAAGGUAUGGAUGAUUGAUUCCACUGUCAAUAAGUCGUUGCUUUCUCAGCUUGCUGUGAUGCUCCAGUUUAUGUGCUAUGAACCAUGCAGCUUCAAAGAUGAAUGAGUUUAACUGAAUGAGUUUAUACUUGAUCGAAGACUGAUAAUGUUGUCGUUUUUGGAUUUGUUUUUGUGGUUUAUCAAAAUGCAAUUUCUUCACCGAAUCAGCAAUCUCUGCGACCACCUCAGCAUGUCAUGUGAACGUACUUCACAGGAAAAAGGCAAGGAACCAGGCAUCUGAUCGGAUAUUAAUUAUCCUCCUUGCAUAUGAUGCUUAAUUUGCCGUCUUGGGUGGAAAUUAUUUCCUCCGAGUCUCAAGAAUAUAAUUAGUACGAUAUCAUCAAACCGACCAGAAUCUUUGCCAUCCUCGUCCUCUUUUCUUCUAUGAAAAAAUUUCUUAGGUGAUCAGUCAUCAAUGGAUUUUGAGAUUCUUCCAGUCCACCAUCUUCUCCAGUAACAGUGUUCAACCGAAACAGGUAACUCAGAGAAUCGGCCGAUAUCUUUCUAGCAAGUAUAAAUGAAGAAUAUUGAUGAUGGUCGGUGAGAGUCGUGUCUCCCUGUGGAGGAAGCAGCUCGUAUCGGUUAUUAGUCGAAGAAUAUUAAAUCUAUCGAUAAAGCAUUUAGAAAGGUACUCUAAUUCUAAAGCACACUUGUGGUAUAUUGACAAAUUAAUGCAUCUACCUCAAUUCCUAGUCGUGGAA